Messenger RNA from Eufriesea mexicana, 11606 nucleotides. It is a transcript of the gene LUBEL, whose product is annotated as Linear Ubiquitin E3 ligase. Gene Ontology annotation, molecular function: K63-linked polyubiquitin modification-dependent protein binding; ubiquitin protein ligase activity; K48-linked polyubiquitin modification-dependent protein binding. Gene Ontology annotation, cellular component: LUBAC complex. Gene Ontology annotation, biological process: protein linear polyubiquitination. Bases 91 to 11427 code for a protein of 3778 amino acids. The record is from RefSeq and is a predicted model, not a curated record. NCBI's taxonomy places the organism in Eukaryota, Metazoa, Arthropoda, Insecta, Hymenoptera, Apidae. The transcript has 21 exons.
GACGAGCGCUGCCGAGCGGUCGGAAGCAGCCAGUACCGUGACGACCAGUUCCCGAGGAAAAACGGAGAAAUCGCCUCCGCGAGGUCCCACAUGAAUAACCCGGGAGCUGAAAAAUGGCGCCCGAUGGCCAUCUCGAACCCGUCGACUCGGCUGCGCAUGGCCAGGUCCAUGCCCCACUGGGUACUGGUGCAACAACAGAAGGAAGCGGAGCAGAAGCAACGCCGACCACCGACCCCACCGAAAGUGCCGCCACCAUCGCUCUCCGGAGACUGUGGUGACCCAGACUACGAGAUCAUCGAAUUUCCGACCCGACCGCAAGCACAGAAGUCCUCGACACCGGGCUCGAACGCGUACAAGUGCACCCUCUGCGGCACCGAGAACGUGUUCGCCCGUUGCGACACGUGCAACGGGAAUUAUUGCGAGGCCUGCGACGACACGAACCACAAGCACCCGAAGAGAAAGAACCACGUACGAAGAAGAAUCCUGACGGAGUUAACGACAAAAUCCCGACCACCCCUGCCGCCGAAGGGAGAAAACCUCUCGAGCCCACCGCCCAUCCCGCCCCCAAGGCGGAACCGCAAGAACGCUCAGGCUAAAUCGACGCAAAGCCAGGGACCCACGAAUCUUUCCUUGAUCGAGAGGGUCGGCAGCUUGAAGCGGGCCCUUCCGAACACGACCAGGCCACUGUCAGCCACGCUAGACGCGAAAACUGUGUCAAAAUCCAUGCAGUCCGUGAAUACCACCGCCACCGAUGCCACGGGACCUGGGUCUAGCCUCUCAGGCACUGACAAAAUGUCCACGCUUCAGGAGAGGUACAGGAAAUAUCAGGAAGCUAUGAGAGCGCAGGAUGCGAACAGGAGGAGGCAUACUACAUCGGAUAUUUCGAGAGACCCAUUGAAUGCUAGGCCGCUGAGUAUAGGCAGCCCGAAGCUGACGCCACCGGUACCACCCCCGCCCCCGCCUAGAUCUAUGAUGCAGUCGGCCAGCGUUUGCGAUUUAUCGUCGCCACACAUGUGGAAUCCCGGAAUGCAUCAGGCUCAAUCGAUGGCUCAUCUAGGUCCAGGAGGUAUGCCCAUAAUGUGGUACCCACCUAAUUCUCCGUGGGACAUGGCCAUGGGUGGUUCCACGAUGAGUCUCAACCACCCAGCAAUGUGGGGCUACCCUCCCAUGGGAUACCCUCCGUCGCAGAUGCUCCCGCCACACUAUCCAGGCUCGCUAUCUAGGCCACACAGUCCGGCCAGAAGCGUGAAAUCGAGCAGGAGAUCAAGAGCACCCUCGCCAUCGCCUAGUCUGAAGUCCAGGAAAUCAUUAGCCUCUAGAUCACGAUCGAGAAGAUCGCAAGGUUCGCCUUCCGAUGCCAGCUCUGAGGACUCUGGAGAAUCAGAUUUCGAUGACAGGCUGUCUAGAAGCUCUAGACGCGGCAGCGUGUCCAGGAGUGCCAGGCAAAGGAGCUAUCACGAAGACGAUGGCCCUAGAAGCUUGCUGAGCAGAAACCGUCGCGAACGGUUAAUGUCGGAAGAGAGGAUGACCAGCACAGAGGAUCAGUGGUCCGAGGGCCACUCGGUGAAACGGUACCCAGCGCCUCCCAAAGGUUACGACGAUUUCCAGAAAAACACGCUAAACGCGAGAAGAAGAUACGACCAGGACGAACGCAGGCUUUCCAGGCUGGAUUCCCGGCUAGAUCGCGUCCAAAAUGGCAGCUAUCGCCGAAGACGAAGCACCGACGAUGAGUCGUCCGACAGAAGAUCCACCUUGCAAACUCGAUCCAGAGUGACCAGUUCCUCCGACGAUCACUUCGAGAGGUCAGAAGUGCUUCCGCGACGAAGGGACGACGAGAUGGCAAGAAGAGCCUCCUCUGUGAGAAGGGAAACGAGUUUGGACAACCUCGAAAAAUCCUCUCGCAGAGAUUCUCGAAAAUCCUCCGUAGACAGCGACACUCAGACGAGCAGAAAAACUCCUUCCAGAGACGUGGUCUCUGGCAGAAGUGAGGAGAGGAUCGACGAUACGCGACCCGUUAGAGACGACGUGAACGACGCGAACGCACGUGCUACCACGAAGAACAUACGAAGUCGCGAGUCCUCGCGUGAUCGGGAAUCAGUCUCGAGGAGGGACUCCUUGACGAGGAGAGAAGCUUCGUCCGAAGAAACGGAGAGGUCCAGCGUGAGACGAAUGUCUUCUCGCGAUUCUCCUAGCCAGGUUACGAGAAAAACUCCGUCUCGCGAGACAGUUUCCAAGAAAACCCUUGAAAGUGACGAUCGAGAUGUGUCGCGACCCGCGAGCAAGAGUCAAGAGGAGACUCGAGAAGCCAGACGUCCUAUCGAGAACGAGAAACGAGUGGAAGAAGCUCCAGCAAGGAAUGCGGAGAACGAACGAAUUAAACGUCUAGAGAGACUGCCACCGGUCGGAAGAAAAGAGGAAGAGAAGCGUGGCUCGACCAACGCGGGUCAACAAAAGUCGUCGAAAGAUGCGAGCGAGUCGGGUAUCAAGAUGGAGAUUCCAAAAGAGGAAUGGGCCUGCGAGCAUUGCACUUUUAUAAAUGACAUAAAGGAUCGUGUCUGCGUGGUAUGUUGCAAAACGAAGAGCAGUGCGCUGCCACCGAGCAACGAAGAGAACGCUGAGGACGUUGCGAGUAGUUCGAGCGAGAUGGUCAAGAGAGAGUCAACGACGACAUCAGGCAGUGUUACCAACCCUAGCCCAGAUCUCGAGAAACGGGCCAGCCUGUUAAAGAUUUCGAACAGCGAAGAGAGCGGGGACAGUGGUUCCACAAAGAACAAAGAUACCACGACACACGAAGAGAACUCGACGACCUCGACUGCAGUGGUCGCUGAGAGAUCGCACGCUGAACCUCCGUCAGCGACAAAGAAUAUAACGACGUCGAUAACCAAUGGUGUAUCAGAGGCGAGAAACAGUACAAGUACUGCAAACACCGUCGCUCCUUCGAAAGUAAACGAGGAAGAUGCGACGAAGCGACCCAUGCUCGGGAAAAUUCCGAAAAGCCAUUCAGUUUCCACCGGAACCUCUCCUCCUCCUCAAAGCAUUUCUACUCAAACCUACGACUACGUUCCAGCUAGAGGAAGCGCAGGAUUCGUAAGAGCUGCAUCCGCCUCAAAGGGAUUAUUGUAUUAUGAGGACAGCGACGCAGAGGAUGCCGAGCGUUUGUUUCAGGAACAAACCAGGUUCACGAGCAGCCCAGACCUGUACCCGCGAACGAUCCAGGAGCAGUAUCUUCAGCAGCUGAUCAACGGGUCUAGCAGGGAUCGUACGCGACGAAACUCCACCGACUCCACCCACCUUUAUUACCGUUCCAGGGAAUCGAGCCAGCCCAGAUUCAUCGAGACCGGUGCUAGCUCGCAGGGAGUGUCAACGUUGACGAGACAGGGCUUGGAAAUUGUGGAGCUGCUGAGAGAGGCUGAAAAACACGGUUAUUCCACCGAUGACGUACAAGUGGCUUUGUCGCAGGGUGCCAGCAACCCCAUAGACUGGUUGAAGACGCAGUGGCCCCAUUUGGUGGAAACUGUGCAAGUCCUAGUUACCACUCAGGGAAAAGAGCUGAAGGAGAACAGUAUCGGGGUGCUUUCUGCCGUGGAAGCGAAGGAGGCCUUGAGAGCAACGAAGGGGGAUGUUUGGAACGCUGUCGCGAUGGCUAUUCAGCGUAGACAGCUAAAGUGCGAGGAAAUCAUGAAGAAAGGCAACUUCGCGAUGGCGGAAGUGGUGAAAGCGCUGGAAAAUAACACCGGCGCCGAGGACGCGGCUUUGUUCGAGCUGCAAAAGAAUCAGCUCAAGCCGUUCUUAAUGAGGAUCUGGGGUCCUCCGGUUGGGGUGGAAAAUGACGAGGCUGCACCGCGGGAAGAUGCGGCAGGUGCGGUCGGUGGUGAAACGGGUGGUUCCGAACAGGUUAUCAACGUGUCGGACUCGGAAGCCAGGAAGCAGGUAAUGUCACCAAUCGUUGAAAAUUUCGUCGCGUUGCAGGCCGACUUUCAAAAGCAACUGGCAGCCCUCAGACAACUGACCGAUAACUGGCAACAUGACAAAGACCCCCUGAACACGCUCGGUAAUAAGCCUGAUAAUCUGUAUCAAGUUAACACUGACGAUCGAACCGUUCUAAUCGAUAAAAAUCUGGUCCCAAGGGCCGUACAAGACCUCGAUGUAGCCAACACUGUUAAAACACUGGAGAACGAGGAACCGAAUCGAACCAUCGAAGAUGAAACGAAAUCGUUAAUCGCUAACACUACCGACACGCCUGUCGUAACCGAGAAACCAGACCAAGACGCUAAUCCCACUCUGAAACUAAUCGAAAAUUCGCAGAUAUCGAACCAGAAUCUAAAUAACGCAACAGUGACAAACAUUUCAGCCAUCGACGAGAAUAAACAAAUUCGAUGGAACGAGAUUGAAUCGGAAACGUCUGAUAAGACCGUCUCACCUACUGCAACAACAGACCACGGCCCGAACGUCAGUCCUAUGAUAAAUCUAGCCGAGAAAGUGGCUCCGAGCCGGCCAGAAAAUUCUUCAAACGAGAGUCGAAUCGCUCAAACAGAGGUGAUUUCGGUCUCCGAUAAAGACAGGAGAGAAAAGCGAGACGCGGAGGAUUUAAGUAAUGAAGGAACCGGUAUCUCGUCUUCCAGUGUUGAGAAAGCGUCAUCCCAUAGAAUAGAACCAGAAACGAACGAUGUAAGCAGAUCGAAAGAGAAUAUAAAGCAAACGGCGAAGAUGAGUUUAGAAGUAGCCGAGGCAAAGGACGAGGGAGCAGCUGGCUCGCGCAGCGAAGAAAACGAAACGACGUCCCAAAAGAGCCGGGAUCCCGGGCAAAGCAGCGUAGAGGUAGAUAAAGCUUCCUCGUCGCGCACGGAGAAAAACGGAACGCCGUCCCAAAAGGCUUCUGAUCCUCAUCAAAGGCCGGUGCAAGUAGAUAAAGAUUCCCCUUUAGUCGAAAGCCCGAGUAUCCCUUUGCGAUCUAACGUAUUGGACCACAGUUUACCGCAAAGUGUAUCAGGGAUGUCCGACGAAUUGACUCAAGGUCCACGGCAAACCGGUGGAAUCGAACGACCCGAGUUAAUAAACCAGAAAGUGGAACAAGGCGAAGAGUCGCGUCAGAGGCCAACUGCUGCAGAAUUAAUUAACACGCUGGAAAAUUCAUCUGUUACCCAGGAUAUCGUGGUUCCAGAGGAUACCGACGAGGGCAAAGGAAGAAAAGAAACGGGACCAUGCGUGAAAUUAAGUCCUCCAGAGAGAGCUACGAAGGAGGAAUCGGCAAACGUUAUCGAGGCAUCGCCAUCGCCGAUAAUUCCGAGCGAAACCGAUUCGAAGGAUCGAAAUUUCGAAAACGUAACGACGGAAGCUCCGAAGAAAGGCAACGAGACGCAAGUAGCCACGAUGGAGGCACUGCUAUCUGCCGUGAAAUCGUUGCCGGAACAAUUGCUGGGUCCUUUCAUGUCGGCAAUGCAGAUGCUGUCGUCGAAGAAGUCGAAUAGCGACGUUGAUCGGCUGAACGUCAUCAACGCCGUGGCCAAGGAACAGAAUUCUCUGCCUCUUGGAGCCUCCGACGAGACCGGGUCCGGUACAAAUGAGAAUGCACCACCGGGAAGCGUCGAAAAUGGCGGGACGCUCGUACCGGAAGCUGCGGAAACCGGAACGGCCGCGGCAGACAUCAAAACGCUGCAAGAGCUCGAAACGGUACGUAAAAACGAAAAGAACGAUAGCGUUAGGGGAAGCUUGGUAGAAGGGGGGACAAUGGAGAGAAAAUUGAACGGGAGUCCGGUCCCGGAAGUCGCAGGGUCAACGUUGCAGAGCGGCGAGAGAACAGAGACAGCGGUGGCAGAAGUAAGUUCUGAAAAAUGUUCCGCGGAAGUCGCAGCUGACGAUACUAACUGUAAUGAAAGAGCAUCCGAUUUCGAACAGUCACGACGCACAAUCGGUGAAGCUUCAGACGUCGAUUCGAAGACAUCGUCGUUAGAAAUCGAUUCAUCCGAUCGUAAUCACCCCGCGGCGAAUACCGAAAUUCAUACACUCAACGACCCAUCCGUCCAUGAACGAUCAUCAUCAAAGGAAGCAGGCAACUCUUCCGUGAACGACAUCAAAGAUUCUCCACCUAACAAAGCAUCUUUGAACGACGAAUCGCUCGCUCGCGAUAGCCCGGUGAGAUCCAACGAGACCAUGGGCGCACAAUCAUUAUCGAACGAGACGUCAUCCUCGUUGAUACGUGACUCGGGAACGUCUAUCCGUGAAUCAUCCUACAUGCAAAUCAGCUCGUCUACGACCGGGACUGGAGCCAGCGACGAUAACCGUGUGAAAUUAAUUGAUGCUAGUUUGCUACCUGACAAUGGACGUUCUGCGGAGAAUGCGGCCAUUUUGGAUAGCAAAUCGCGCGAUAAUAAUCUCGCUGAGUCGCUCGUGACCCAGUCCCUAGCUUCCGAGUUUCGUAACCUUCGGGAAAAUUGCAAUCUUGUAAAUUCUAACGACUCCGCGGUCGAAGCUUUGGAAAAUUCCCAAUUCGAUCCGCAGAAAAUUUCUGAGGGUUCGUAUAAUCCUGUCAGAGACGUUCGCGAGGGUUCUAAUAAGGCUAGCCACGCGGUUUCACCCGAGAGAAAAAUCUCAGAAGACUCCGAGCUUGCUCGAGACGAAGUUUCUAAAGCUACUGGUGGAUCCGCUAUUCGAGAUUCUUCGACAGAGCCUGAAAUAGCUCAGGAAAUUUCUGUGGAUCCACGGAUCGUUGUAACCCCCACGGAUUCCAAAAUCAAUGAAAUUUCCACGAGUCCCGAAUACGCGAUUCCCGAAAUUUCCAUCGAUCACGAUAUAAUCGCGUAUGAAGCAUUGGAAAGCUCUGAAACUUCUAUUCUAGAAGUUCCCGAGAGUUUUAAGGACGUUCCCGAUAUUCCGGCAGACUGCGGAGCUAUAGUCUCUGAAAUUUCAGGCGAUUCUAAGUCCGUUCCGAGCGAAAUAUCCGAAGCUUCCAAUAUUCUUGCUCAAAAGACUUCGGCAGAUCUUAAAACCGUCGAUCGCGAAGCUUUCUCGGAUUCCAAAAUCGUUAUCCCCGAAGCUUCAGAGGAUUCCAAAGCUAUUCCACGUGUCGUUCCCGUGGAACCCGAUACUAAUAUUCGCGGAUUACUCGAAGAGUCCAAGAUGCCAGAGAUUUCUAACAAACCCGCCACGAUUGCCCGCGAAAGUUCCAAAAAUGCCUUGCAUAUGUCUGAAAAAGUAGAGCAGCCUAUCUCUGUCUUAUGUCACAUUCCCCGGAACGAGGAAAUCGAUACUUCGGCGAUAACUCCUGCGAGUAUGUUUGUCGAUUCGAUAAAAGCUCCGGAGCAAAUUAAUAUUCGAUCUGAACCGGAGAAGGAGUCCGAAACAACGAUCGAUGUAACGAAAAACGUGUCUCUGACGGAAAUAAAAGACGACACGCCUCUAAUAGCCGCACCGAACGAUCCGAAUAAAUCGGUAGAAGCAACCGAUUCGAGGAAGGAUUCGGAGACGGGAAAGAACGACGAAGGCAUUUCAUCCGUGCCUUCGACCCCGAUAUCGAGCAACCUCGACGCAAAUAAAGCUUCUGAAGCACUCGCGAAUACCGAAUCGGCAAUUGUAACUAUCUCGAGUGACCCUCGUAUUUCCGGUCCCUCGUUCGACUCGCAUACUUUGAACACCGAAUCCGCCGUUAACAAGCUAAAUUCUCAGGAUACUAACGGCAUUCCGGGGAGUCUCGUUGCUCCUAAUAACGUUGCCGAUAUGUCGCAUAAUGCAUCAAACUCGAGCGAAGAAAGUAGCGCCGAAUCGAAUCUGACCAGCACGAAUCCCGAAACUUAUUUCGUCGCUGACGUGCCUGGAAACCUGAACGAAUCUUCCGCUGCGAUUUCCUGCCACCACGAAACUAUCCCGAUGGAUUCGAACAAUAACGCGCCCCGUUUAGAGCCCGCUGUCACCAUUGAUAUCCAAGAGAAUGAAAACACGACGGAAAACGCUGCAUUAUUCGCUCCUUCUGACCCAUCGUCGAUUAAACGUCUCUCCGUGAACGUAUCCAAAGUGAUCGACUCGAGUAUCGAUCAUAAGAGCCAAGAAAUCGCUUGUCCCAUCCCAGACGCUGUCAACGAUGUCCCACCGGGUGUGCCAGAAAUUAUAGAGAUUAAAAUCACCGAAUCACCCAUGAUAGCGGUGAACGAUUGUGCGCCAAUAAAGGUCCUAGAAAGCCUAUCCGAGAAGGAAGCGAAACCGAUGGAGAACGUGGAAUCGGUAAAGUUGCAAACAGAAAGCGCGAGCGUAACGCGCGAGAUCGUGACGAUUUCGGGAGAAAGCGCGGUGGACGUCGAAAAUAAUGAAGUAGAUGCAAAUGAAGCUGAUAAGAUGGUUACGAGUAAGGAGAGAUCCAAAUCUCCUGCCAAAAAGGUCGGCAGAAGGAGGUCUCCCGUGAAAGUUGUCAAAAAGCCUACCGGCAUACCGAGAAGGAAUUUUGGAAAAGUCAGCCCGAGGGGCUCGUCGAUAGCAAAGGCGAAGGAAGUGGCGGCUGAAAUAACUCGCAGAUCGUUCCUCGCUAGUCAAACUUCGAGAAAGAGCCCGGUGAAAACGGUAACGAAAAUCGCGAAGAACGUCUCGACGAAUGGCACGGUGAACAAGACGAAACCUUUGAUCAGCGUGAAGCAGAAGCAAAUUUCGAAGAAUUCUAAACCGACUGGGACGAAGGCGGUCUCCGAGAAGAGGACGAUUUUCAGCACGCUGUCAAAAGGCUGCGAGCAGAUCAGGAAAUCAAUUAUACCUACCCUGGCGAGCGAGAGAAGUCGCGAAAAGGUGGCUGAAAAAUGUGAAAAAGGGAACACCGUGACGAAGAAACCUUCGUUCCUUUCGAGGAUCCCCGUGUUCACGGCGAGACGACGAUUCUCUCAACAGGCACCUAAAAGUUCGCAGCAAUCUUCCAAAGCAACAUCCGGUGACGGGUUAACUAGCACCUCGGCGAGACCAUCGAUUACCCAACAGGCAGCGGGAAAAAGCAGCUCGACCGGAAAUGCCGCGAAGAUUGGCGCAGGGCAAAAAGUCCAGUCGGAUAAAGUCGACAGAAAUUUAAAUGGCAGAAAGAGCGUGAUUGUAAAAACCGAAGUUCCACGAUCGGGGAGUUCCGGGUGCAAGAGAAACACGAACGAGAAAACGAGAACUGUAUCGAGGAAAAAUGACGGCGAAGCAGACGUGGUCGAGUCCAAGAGAGAUCCACUGGUAUUCGAGGAAUUGGAUUUAAACGAUACGACUUCCAGCGAGGAGUACGAGGAGGAAGUUACGGAUAACGAUACAUCCACUUCCGACUUGGAGAGCGCCACGGAGUCUGAGAUAUCGAGCUCGGAGAAGCAGCUCUCGGAUCGUACCUUGGACAGCAUGGAGGAGCUAACCGAUGCCGAGAUUAUGCUGCAAGAAACGAUUAACGCGAUAAAGGCGAAGAUAUCCGAAUCCGAGUACGAGGAUUCGGAGGAUGAAUACGUUACUGACAACGAGAGCCAAGAAGACACGAACUCGGAUGAAACACGCGUGGAUGAGAGAGACGCUUCGUUGAAGGAUGAAAACUUGGUUGACAGAGAUUUGAGAGACACGACGUCCGAAGAAGACGAAACUCUGAGAGACGAUAACGUUGAUCUGAAAGACCAACAAAGGGACCAAUCAACGACCGAGGACAUGUCCAAGAAUGGUACCAUUUCUGACGCUUAUUCCAACGAGAGACCUGUCAAACGAUUGCCAUCGGUACCAUCAAAGAACGGUAUAGGCGCGUUUAGAGAUAAGUCUAACAAAUCGAAAGGUAAACUCGAAACGAACGAUAAUUCCGCGAGGAAAGAUGAGAACAGGACAGAUACUAAGACCGAGACAGCGAAAGCUAGACGCACGAGCGACAAACGAACGAAAGCGAGUCGCAGAGCGAGCACGGGCUGUGACAGAGGGGUAGAUCAGGGAGUAACGUCAAAGAAACGAUUCUCCUUGGUGGCCAGUUGUAUCCGUCGGUUCGAGGGUGAAGAAAAAACUGAACGGGAAUACGUGGAUAGUAGGAGCGGCAACUCGAAGACAGGGGUAUCUCCCAAAACGGAGAGGGAGAGAAUUGCUCGUCGUCUCUUGGCAGAAGGUAAAGCAUCGAAUUACGACGAAGCGGAAGUGGCCGCGAGUCUGCUGGCCCUAAAGUUCGGGGAUGUCGAGGCUCUUCACGCUGCCAAAGAGUGUUCCAGCGUGGAAUCGGCGUUGGCUUUCUUGCAGCAGGGAUGCGAACUCUGCACCGGUCGUUUUGCGAUGAGCCAGAUAGUGUCCAUGUUGAAAUGCGUGCACCGGUGCUGCAACGAUUGCGCGAAGAAUUACUUCACCAUCCAGAUCAGCGACAGGAAUAUCACCGAUGCAGUUUGUCCAUUUUGCAAAGAGCCAAAUCUAAAGGAUGCCAACGAGGACGAGGUUCUGGAAUAUUUCAGCAACCUGGACAUACAACUGAAGACACUUCUGGACCCCCCGAUUCACGAGCUGUUUCAAAGGAAGCUGCGAGAUAGGACGUUGAUGCAAGAUCCAAAUUUUAAGUGGUGUAUUCAGUGUUCGAGCGGAUUUUACGCGGAUCCAGAUCAGAAAAGAUUAAUCUGCCCCGACUGUCGGUCGGUGACGUGUGCCCAGUGUCGAAGACCGUGGGAGAAACAGCACGAAGGAAUUACGUGCGAGCAAUUUGCUGCUUGGAAAGACGAGAAUGACCCGGAUAAUCAGGCCGCUGGCUUAGCCAAGCAUCUCGCUGAUAACGGGAUAGAUUGUCCUAAAUGCAAAUUUCGUUACUCCUUGUCCAGAGGAGGUUGUAUGCAUUUCACUUGCAGUCAGUGCAAGUACGAGUUUUGUUGCGGUUGCGGCAAAGCGUUCAUGAUGGGUGCAAAAUGUUUGGUCAGCCCCUAUUGCGCGAAGCUGGGCCUGCACGCUCAUCAUCCGCGAAACUGUCUGUUUUAUCUACGCGAUAAGGAGCCCGCGCAGUUGCAGCAGCUGUUAAAAGAUAAUGGAAUCGACUACGACACACAGGGUCCGGCCGGCGAGCGCAAGUGCAAAGUGCAGUUGCAGAAAGAAACUCCCACCGGUGUUGUGGACGCAGUGUGCAAUUCGGAUGUCAUUGAGGGACACGCUGGUUUGUGCAGGAUCCACUAUAUCGAGUACCUAGUUCGAAAAAUUCGGAAGACCCAGCUGGAACCACUUCCGUUGCUAAAUGUAGACGAUCUCGAGACUUGCGUGAGACGUGCAGGGGUGAAGUUGCCCCCGAAUUGGCAGCACUACAUUGAGUACUUGGCGGGUCUGAUACUGAAGGACAAGCUGGAUCCCGUGGCGAUCUUUGACUUGAACGACGCCAAGCAAGAGCUGCGCCGUCGGGGAAAAGUUCCCCCUGCGAAGGACCAGGAAAUGUCCGAGCGGGAUUAUCUCGAGGCGUGCAUUCAGGUUGUACGGAAGGAGAUUCCACUGGAGUAAUAGAAGGAGAAUAAUUAAUGUGCGACUUUAUGUGACUCACGUUUUUGAUGCAUCAUGUAUAGUGUAUUUAUUUUAUUAUGUGGACAGCGAUGUAGAGAACAAUUUACGAUUAAAGUAAACGAAGAUUGAAUGUUGUUUAGUAUUUAAUGUACAAAAAUAAUCAGUCUUUUAGAAUUAGA